This is a messenger RNA of Penicillium salamii, 2640 nucleotides long. The record is from the annotation of a GenBank genome assembly. NCBI's taxonomy places the organism in Eukaryota, Fungi, Ascomycota, Eurotiomycetes, Eurotiales, Aspergillaceae.
AUGGAUCAGGAAAAGGUUGUUAGUGCGACCCCAGCACCGCGUCUCCUGAUGUUGGGUGGUGCCUCGCAACCCCCGACCUCAGAACGAACCAUAUCAGCAUUUGAACGAAUGAUAACAACAAAUACGCCCAUCACUGAAUCUCUACUUCUCCAACUUCCUACUGAUGCCAUCAUAAAACUAUACCAUACCUCCAACUUCCUCCGUACGUUCCUUCGAUCAUAUCCGACCGCAUGGAAGUCGCUCUCGUUUCGACUACAAUACCCUUCGGGGACCCCGUUGAAUCCUUCGGCCGAUCCAAAUUUCCCUGAUCCAGUUCUUUUACGCCAGUCUCGACCCUAUGCGCUGGAUAUGCUCUUGAUGAACGUAGUCAUGCCAUACAGCGGGUGUCUGAAGAGUCUGGAACUAGAUAACACGGCCAUUUCGGGUGAGAACCUUACAUCUACGGUAUUACACGCCCGUCGUGAGACACUUGAGCACCUCUCCGUGCGUGGCUGCAAGAAUGUCUCCCUCAAAUAUCACAUCGUUCCUUUCCUAACCAUGUUUGCGCUUCAAUGCGAUAUCGACAUGGAGAAGAAGACCGCAAGCUCCCUCGGGAUGAAGAAGCUCGCCCUCAAGAGUAUCUACGCAUAUAGAUGCCGACACCAUAGGCGACGACCUUAUCUGUCCUCCUCGUUAAUGCGCAAGGACGCAGACGCGGAGUCGACCCAUGAACUCGUUAACAUUUGUCACAAACUCAAUAUCUGGACCGAUACUGCAUGGUGCACCACUCCUGCGGGCAGAUGUGCUCGUAGAGCCGGUUACGUGAAGUCGAGGUUUCCUCAUGGGGCAGGAUCGCCGGAAGUUUGGGUGGUCUUUGACAGGCUCUGGAGAUCUAAGAACUGGAUCGGGCCUGUUGAAGACGGCCCCGCCGCAGAUGAACCCCAGGUACGCGAUGGCAAGCUUUGGGAGAAUCGUGAUACGGGAUGUUAUGGCGAAGCGUUGGGAACCGGUGAAGGCAUCGACUGGGGGGAAGGUAAAAUGACACCUGCCCAUCUACGCCAUAGUCACACCCAAUUCGUCAAUGGCAUUCGAUGUGACGAAUGUCUCGAGGACAUAUCUGAACGAUGUGAGCAUUGCAGCGUCUUGAUGCACUGCGUAGGAUGCCGCAAGACACUCUGUGCGAGCUGUGCCUACGAACGGCCAUACCUUCAUCGACACACUCUCCCCUCACCCCAAGAUGUCUCCAGUUCACCUGAUUCCUUCUGGUGGGCACCCGGGGCCACACACUCUCCGGGCUCGAUGCAGGAUCCCGUUGAUCCUCUAGCCCUGGCAGACCCGAAUCUAUCCCAAGCUCCAAGUUUGGAUCCCCCCGAACUGAGCUUCCACUGGUGCUGCACUAAGCCUGACCUCUCCGGGGGAGGUGGAAUCAGCAUAGGGCCUCGCAACCGAGAAGUGGAUCAAGUACGAGCUGUGCCUUUACCUCGUGGUCAAGGCUGGGAGGAUCUGGAGUAUACAGUCAGUGAAUGGAGCAAGACGUUCCCAAAGUAUGCAUAUGGCGACCCGAGCAAACCUGACUACUCCCUCGAAGCGGGUCAUCUUGCGAUGAUGAAAUGGCUUCUUGGGCCACCCAAUCGACAAGUCUCACCAUGUCCGCGCAAUUUGUGCCAAAAGUGCUAUGAGUCUCCACAAUGGAAGGUACAUUGCAAGAGCUGCUCCAAACCUCUUUGCAUUGAGCAUGACCUUCGUGGAUUACGCUUACGGAUCUGCGGCUACCGUGACCUCGAGAUUGAAAAGCAGACUAUUGAAAAUCGAUUCGCAGCACAUCUUUCGGAAAUCCCUGACUCGAACGAGCUCACCGCAUACCAUCUUCCGGUCCGCGGUCAACAGCUCCUUGAUUCAGCAAACAAAAGUCUCAACGUCAAUAUGCGCCAAGAUAGCUUCGAACAGCAACAUACGCCUGAGUCACAGCCAGGUGAUCAAUCGGCUCCUUCCUCCUUUUUUUCCAAUCAACCGUCACGCUCGUAUUCAGCCCCCACGUCUAGCCAGUCAUCACCUCCGUCAUCCUCAUCCUCCGACUACUUCGAACCCCCGCAAUUCGAACCUCCCAGAUGGCAAGGCUGCCAAUCCUUCUUCUGCCCACCAAGUGAAGGGAUCAUCUCAAUCAGGGAUAUCAGAGGCAGUAUGAGGGACAGGGACGCACGAGCUCGGUGCUCUAAUUAUCUGCGGGAAUGCAAAGGCUGCAAGGUUUACGUCUGCGCCGACUGCAUGUUCGCCCAUCCACCCUGCAAAUGCUCGUAUUGCGAGGAAAACUACAUGUGCCCCAAUUGCAUGAUAGACCGUCCUCGUGACGAGCAGUGCCGUCGUCGCCGGGACGAAAAAGCACGACGUGAGCGCAAGUGGAAAAAGGACAUGCAGAUCCUCGAGGGCAUAUUGGAGGUCAAGCUGGCUAAUGAGUUGGCCGAGUUUGCCGGCGAGUUCUUUGGCCUCGUUGAGCAGCGUGACAAUCCACCCUCGGGGACCCUCACCCCCUUUGACGAUAUCACCGACCUCUUCGAAGGAGAAGUCGGUGCAGCGGCACCAUCCGCCUCCCAUUUCGACCCUAGCGACGUUGACUGGCUGCUUCGAGCUUCUCAAGAGUCCGAGGCCUCUCGCCAACUCUGA